ACUCGUCUCGGUGCCAGAAAGCUAAAGUCUCCGACGAUGAGCGAAGCGGAAGCAGCCGGCGUUACCGAUGAUUAUUCUCCAGCGACUGCAAUCUCUUCUGAUGCGACGGAGCAUGCAUCGAUCGGGGCGGUUGAUUCGGUGGAGGAAGCCAUAGGAGGAGCAGAGAAAUGGGUGGAUGGUUUCCAGCGCACGGUGAAGGAAUCUACAGACUCCGCCAUUCGCUCUGCUCGCUCUCUCCGCGAGAACUACACCUCUCAGUUCCGCUCUAUACAGGAUUUGAUUCCACAUGCUUUGACUCAGUAUAAGACCUAUGAGAAUGCUUUCUUCAGCAAAGUUACUGAAGAAUUGAUAAACGUAAAGGAGCAUCCCGCUGCUGCUGCUGGGAUUGGUCUCGCUGCUGGUCUCGUUCUUAUGCGUGGCCCAAGAAGAUUCUUGUUUCGUCGCACACUGGGCAGAUUUCAGAGCGAAGAGGCGCAGUUCUUGAGAGCUGAGAAGCAUGUCCAGGACCUGAACAUGUCUGUAGACUUGAUGAAAAAGGAGAGCAGUAAAUUGCUUGAGAGGUCGGCUUUAGCGGAGAAGGAUAUGAAACGCGGUCUUUCUGAACUCAUGAACUCUGGAAACAAUAUACAUCGUCUUGCUAAGUCCGUCCACAAGGUUGAAUGCGAAGCUGCAGGUUUAAUGGAUGGACUGCGGCAAAUUCCUGGGAGGGAAGCUAUCAAGCUUAGAGCCGAAGUGGCUUCUAUGACUUCGCUCUUGAGACAGAAGAGGAUUGCGUUGAACAAAAGGAUCAUGGGGAUGUCUGAACUAGGAGUUCCCGUCUGAUAUACAACACAAAACCACCAAGCCUUGAGUUUUUUUUUGUAAGUUAUUUCAAGUCGAUUUCUCGUUAAUAAACAUCUAACUCUGUCUGAAUCCAAAUCCUUGUUAUGUUUCUUUUCCUGACAUUUGAGACCAUUGCCUUAUUUGGGCGAGUAAUAAUUUAUGAGAAAGUUACUGAA
This is a messenger RNA of Brassica oleracea var. oleracea, 998 nucleotides long. RefSeq lists its product as uncharacterized. Bases 37 to 822 code for a protein of 261 amino acids. The record is from RefSeq and is a predicted model, not a curated record. The transcript has 8 exons. NCBI's taxonomy places the organism in Eukaryota, Viridiplantae, Streptophyta, Magnoliopsida, Brassicales, Brassicaceae.